AUGGCCACUGCGACUUUCAAUGCACCGUAUGAGAUAGCACGCAAGACCAAAGUGUUGGGAGCCUCAGACAGCAGCCUCUCGAAGUUGUCUGCGUGGAAACGCCUGGAGUUCCUAUACGAGAAGUACGGCAACGAGUCCAUCUUGUCGCAUUUCGAGAAGGAUCAGCAGCGCUUCAGUCGGUACUCGAUUGAGGUUCCACUACAGUGUGACGACAAUUUUCUCUUCCUCGACUACUCCAAGUCACACAUCAACGACGAAGUUAAGGAUGCGUUGGUGGCGUUGGCCGAAGAGCGUGGUGUUCGAGCGUUUAUCAAGGCUAUGUUUGAUGGACAGCAGGUGAAUUCCACUGAGAAGCGUGCAGUACUGCAUGUGGCGCUGCGCAACCGCAGCAACCGGGCUAUCAACGUCAACGGCAAGGAUAUAAUGACUGAUGUGAACCUCGUGCUUGCCCAGAUGAAGGAUUUUACCGACAAAGUUCGCAGUGGAGAGUGGAAGGGUCAAACGGGCAAGUCUAUUCACUAUAUCGUCAACGUUGGGAUUGGCGGCAGCGACCUUGGCCCGGUCAUGGUGUACGAGUCGCUGAAGCCGUUCUCCAUGCGUGACAUGCACUGCUUUUUUGUCUCCAACGUCGAUGGCACGCACAUGGCUGAGGUUUUGAAGCAGGUUAACAUGGAGGAGACCAUCUUUAUUAUUGCAAGCAAGACGUUCACUACCCAAGAAACGUUGACGAAUGCCAUGUCUGCACGCAACGCCUUCAUAGACUACCUCAAGUCAAACAAUAUCCCGUCGGAUGGCGCUGUUGCGAAGCAUUUUGUUGCCAUCUCGACCAAUGCGAAAGAGGUUCGCGAGUUUGGCAUCGAUACGGCUAACAUGUUUGAGUUCUGGGACUGGGUGGGUGGCCGCUACUCUGUGUGGUCCGCCAUUGGUCUCUCUGUGAUGCUUUCGAUUGGCUAUGAGAACUUUGUAGAGUUUCUGACUGGCGCGCACGUCAUUGAUAACCACUUUGCGUCAGCGCCGGUGGAGCAGAAUUUGCCGAUGAUGCUGGCUUUGGUCGGGAUCUGGUACAAUAACUUUUUCGGCGCGGAGACCCAGGCGGUGCUUCCGUACGACCAGUACCUGUGGCGCCUGCCGGCCUACCUUCAGCAGCUGGACAUGGAGAGCAACGGCAAGGGUGUGACCAAGAAGUCGGGCGCGGUGACUGUGCAGACGGGCCCGAUCAUCUUCGGUGAGGCUGGCACUAAUGGCCAGCACGCAUUCUAUCAGCUCAUUCACCAGGGCACCAAGAUCAUCCCGUGCGAUUUCAUCGGGUGCGUCCAAACGCAGAACCGCGUGGGCGACCACCACCGGAUCCUGAUGAGCAAUUUCUUUGCACAGACGGAGGCGCUCAUGGUUGGAAAGAGCGCGGAGGAAGUUCGUCAGGAACUCGUCAAGUCUGGUAUGCCGUCUGAUGCUAUUGAGUCCCUGCUUCCGCACAAAACGUUUACAGGUAGCCGUCCCAGCAACUCGAUCCUGGUGAAUGCUCUCACACCGCGUGCUCUGGGUGCCAUCAUCGCCAUGUACGAGCACAAAGUCCUUGUACAAGGUGCGAUCUGGGGCAUCAACAGCUAUGACCAGUGGGGUGUGGAGCUUGGUAAGGUGCUUGCCAAGUCUAUCCUGCCGCAACUCAAGUCCGGCAAUAUCGUUUCCAACCACGACGGCUCUACAAAUGGCCUGAUCAACAUGUUCAACACUCGCGCACAUCUGUGA
Molecule: messenger RNA, 1746 nt
Organism: Leishmania braziliensis MHOM/BR/75/M2904
Lineage: Eukaryota; Euglenozoa; Kinetoplastea; Trypanosomatida; Trypanosomatidae
Gene: PGI
Product: glucose-6-phosphate isomerase
Exons: 1
Coding region: 1-1746 (581 amino acids)
Biological process (GO): gluconeogenesis; glycolytic process; glucose 6-phosphate metabolic process
Cellular component (GO): cytosol
Molecular function (GO): monosaccharide binding; glucose-6-phosphate isomerase activity; carbohydrate derivative binding
Source: RefSeq, a predicted model, not a curated record